Anguilla anguilla (European eel) is the source of this 1846-nucleotide messenger RNA. RefSeq lists its product as uncharacterized. The record is from RefSeq and is a predicted model, not a curated record. Lineage: Eukaryota; Metazoa; Chordata; Actinopteri; Anguilliformes; Anguillidae. The coding region runs from base 124 to 1062 and encodes 312 amino acids. Gene Ontology annotation, cellular component: plasma membrane. The transcript is spliced from 7 exons.
AAAUAGUCGGACGAAUGUUGAAUACGAAGUCAUUUUUUAGAACUAGACAGUGUUUUGGAAACAGCGGCGAUUAAGUGAAUACUUUUGAAACAGCCUUUUCCCUUAAUUUUAUUUCUUUUAAAAAUGAAGGGAUUUUUCAUUUUUGCGACGCUGGCUCUUGUGUACCCUCACUGGAAUUAUGCGUCUCUCAUUCUGCAGGGACCAGAGGUCCCAGUUGAGGAAGGCGACUUGGUGACUCUGGAAUGCCAGUCUGACUCGGAGUCAAACAUGACCGAUGUCUACUUUGAGAGGUUUUCCAAGCACCUGCAGAAGUGGUUCCGCGUGCAACCAUACAGAUAUGGGAGGUACGGAUAUGAGAGGUACGGAUAUGAGAGGUGCCCCUUCGACCGCGUGAGCGUGAGCCGGGAGCUGGGUAGCCUGUUUCUGAGAAUCUACAACAUUCAGAGCUACAUGGGGGGCCCCUAUCGCUGUGUGUCCAGUGAUGCCGCCUACCCCUACAACUCCUCCCUGCCUCUCUACAUACCUGUGAACUAUAUGUAUGAAAUCUCAGUCCACCGAGAAGGGGUGAGCACCUACAGCCGCUACAUGAGUCAGCAGCAGGACCUCCGAGUGCGGCUCGGGGAGGACGUGGAGCUGAGCUGCUCUGUCUCGGCCUCCCAGGACCCCGAGAUUACCUGGAUGAAGGAGGGGGAGGACUGGCUGGUGCCCUCCAGCAAGCUGAAGCUGAGGAGCGUGAGGAUGGAGAACAGCGGGAGCUACUCCUGCAUUGCCCAGCACCCCACCGUGUCCACCCUGAGGAAGACCCGCACCAUCACCGUCACGGUGCUGCCGGAGGAUGCCCCCUGGUAUGACACAACCGAGGGCCGUCUCACACUGAUGAUCUCAGGUGCGGGGGCGGGGCUGCUGCUGCUCAUCAUGUCCGUGACCGUCUGUCUGUGCCGGAGGGCCUCCGCAAGGAAGAGCAAGGGGCCCAUCGAUGACCAGUCCCAGAAAAAGCCCAUCUACACGGCCAGCACGGAGUCCCUGCCGUCCACCACCGGGGACAAACAGCCUCUGGUCUGAGGGAGGAGAGGAACGGAAAGAUGGUUACAGAGAGAGAAAAGGGGGAAGAGAGGGAGCUAGGGAGCUGGAUGGAGAGAGGUUGGGAAGGGGGGGGGGAAUGGUUGAAAGUGAGCUAGCACGAAACAAGGAAAAGUGAAAAAUAAAAGGGGGGGGGGCACAUUGAGAUAUGGGGGUCAAUUCACUGCAUACUAGAUAAAUUGUGGAGAGACAAGAAGAAAGAAUAAAAGAUUACAUGAGUGAGAAAGAUAAAUGCUUCUUUUUAUGAGAGCAGUCCAUUCCCGGCGGCUGACAACAAUGUCCUUUAACAAAAGGUGUGUAAUUUUCUCUGUAUCGAUCUAACAACUCAAAAGAUGAGAUUCACAUUCGGAUGAAAUGAUGUGAGGCAGGAAUUUGAGUUGCAAUUCACUGUAUAACUUCUCAGCAGGUUAGCCCUGAUGCAUCUGCUCACAUUUACUCGCCAUUCUUAAAAUGCGCGGUUAUGGAAAAAUGACGUUACUUUUACUGUCGAAAAAUAUAAUUGUGCUACUUUCAUCGGUUAAAUCAUUCCGCAGGCUUGGUCUGUGUGCCACGCGCUUUUAUCGAACGUUUUGAGGAGACGCUGCAAUCGUGUGCCCUGCGUUAGCGUAGCAUAUCUGCAAAAACUGGUGUCAUUGAUGAGGUUCUGUUGAUUGAUGUCGUUUUUAAACUUUGCACUGAGAAUAUAUUUUCUGUACUCUUUAUAAAGAUAUCUUAUUUUCUGUACCUUUUAAUGUGUCUAUCAUAUUAAAAUUGAUUUGAAGCUAAA